AAGGCAAGUUAGUUGAAAAGACGGUAAUUUUAAUUUGAGUUCUCUUUCUCUCUCUCUCCAGUCUUCCGUUUUCACCCGAUCCGCUGUUUAGGGUUCCCUCGAAUAUUCCAUUUUCAUUGCUAAUUGUGUUUUCCAAUUUCCCUACAUUCUCUCCAUCGACGAACAAGCGGUUUCUGAUCUCCGCAGGUCAUCCAAAUCUGCUUUAAUUUUAAAAAGGGGAUUUCAUCGAUCAUGACGAUUCAAGAUUCUGGAUUCAUGAUGGAGGACGGGGUUAGUUGCUUGCCGUGCACGCCCGAAGAACAGAAAAAGAUCGUUAUUGAUUUAAGAAACGAAUCCGAGCGUAAUUUGAAAGAAGGCAACUUGUAUUUCGUUAUUUCCAGCAGGUGGUUUCGAAAGUGGGAGAGGUAUGUUGGGAUAGACGCUGAUGCAAAUCUAAUUGGGAACCAAUCUUCUGAUUCUCGGCAUAUGAAUGUGGCUUCUUCGCUGGUGGCAGAAAUGCCCGGUGCCAUUGAUAACUCCGAUAUUGUUCAAAAUGGGAGUGAUUGCAAUUGCAAGGAGAAUGCGAUACAGCUUCGCAGAAAUUUGGUGGAAGGCCAGGAUUAUGUUUUGGUGCCUCAAAGAGUUUGGGAAAAGCUUCAUGAAUGGUAUAAAGGUGGGCCAGCAUUGCCACGGAAGAUGAUUUUGCAGGGUGUCUAUCACAGAACUUUUGAUGUGGAGGUUUACCCACUUCGUCUUAAGUUGAUAGAUUCCAGGGAUGAAAGCCAGUCAGUUAUAUGGUUAAGCAGAAAGGCUUCUCUAUCUGAGCUUUUCCAGAGGGUUUGUGCACUUAGAGGAAUAGAGCAGAAUAAGGCUCGUAUUUGGGAUUACUUCAACAAGAGAAAGCACACACAGUUGUCUGCUUCAAACAGAAGCCUUGAGGAAUCAAACUUGCAGAUGGAUCAAGAUAUUCUUUUGGAGGAAGUUGAUGGACAUCAUUCUUCAAGAUUUGGGUUGGAUUCUACAGGAAAUGAACUAGCUUUGGUUUCCAUGGAACCUUCAAGGUCAUCCUUUACAAUUGCUGGAGGGCCAACCUUGUCUAACGGUCACUCCUCUGGUUUCAAAUCAAAUCAGUAUCCAGGAAGUUCCUUAAGCUCAGGAUUGAAAGAUACAGAUGAUGGUUUUGAUGCCUAUAACACUGUUAGAAAAGGAGAGAAGAGGGGUUUGGCUGGGUUGCAGAACCUAGGAAAUACUUGUUUUAUGAAUAGUGCUCUUCAAUGUUUAGUGCACACGCCGCCACUUGUUGAGUAUUUUUUGAAAGAUUACAGUGAUGAGAUCAACACAAAAAAUCCUUUGGGAAUGCAUGGGGAGCUUGCACUUGCAUUUGGUGAGUUAUUACGAAAAUUAUGGUCCUCUGGGCAAACUGCAAUUGCUCCACGUGUAUUUAAGGGAAAACUUGCUCGGUUUGCACCCCAGUUUAGUGGUUAUAACCAGCAUGAUUCUCAAGAACUUUUGGCCUUCUUACUGGAUGGGUUGCAUGAAGACUUGAAUCGGGUAAAAGAAAAACCUUAUAUUGAAUUGAAGGAUGCAGACGGUCGUCCUGAUGAGGUAGUUGCAGCUGAGUCUUGGAAAAAUCACAAGGCCCGGAAUGACUCAGUGAUUGUGGAUGUUUGUCAAGGUCAAUAUAAGUCAACGCUGGUUUGUCCAGUUUGCAACAAAAUUUCAAUUACUUUUGACCCCUUCAUGUAUUUGUCAUUGCCACUACCUUCAACUAUCACUAGGACAAUGACAGUGACAGUGUUUUAUGGUGAUGGAAGUGGUCUCCCGAUGCCAUAUACUGUCUCUGUGCUGAAAAAUGGAUUCUGCAAAGAUCUCCUUCUGGCUUUGCGUACUGCAUGUUGCUUAAAGACUGACGAGAACCUUCUGCUUGCAGAGGUCUAUGAAAACAAGAUUUACCGGUAUUUGGAGAUGCCCUUGGAGCCAUUGGCUUCGAUAAAGGAUGAUGAACAUAUUGUGGCCUUCCGAAUUCAGAAGAAGGGGAUGGAGAAAACUAAGCUAGUAAUUUUUCAUCGAUGGCAGGAAAAAUCCACAACAGAUUAUCUUAAAAGUGGAAAAGAGCUUUUUGGAACUCCAUUGAUAACUUAUUUGGGAGAAGACCAACCAAGUGGAGCGGAUAUUGAAACUGCUGUUUCUAAAGUAUUGUCACCUUUCAAAAGAAUGCAUUCUUCAGCUAAGGCUCAUAUUGGCAAAGGGAGUGACUUCCUCUCAGAUGGUCUGGAUGAACUAUGCAGCAGUUCUGAUGCUCAGUCAAUUGAAAAUGCAGAGUUUGAGGGUGCAUUGAGCACGGACUUAUCACUCCGGCUCCUUUUGACAGAUGACAGGGUUAUGAACUUCAAGGCUUUUAAGAAGGAUACCCUCUUUGAACCUGGGAAAAUCUUAAGUGUUGUGAUGGAUUGGACUGACAAAGAACAGGGCCUAUAUGAUGCCAGCUACUUGAAGGACAUCCCUGAAGUUCAUAAAGCAGGGUUUGCUGCUAAGAAGACGCGGCAGGAAGCCAUCUCUCUAUCUUCAUGUUUGGAUGCUUUCUUGGUGGAAGAACCACUAGGGCCUGAUGACAUGUGGUAUUGCCCACGUUGCAAGGAACAUAGGCAAGCUGUAAAGAAGCUAGACUUGUGGAUGCUACCAGAGAUUAUUGUUUUCCACUUGAAACGAUUCACUUAUGGCCGAUACCUAAAGAACAAAAUUGAUACUUUUGUGAAUUUCCCAAUUCACAAUCUUGAUUUGAGUAAAUAUGUCAAGAACAAAGAUGGGCAAUCUUAUGUAUAUGAGCUAUAUGCCAUCAGCAACCAUUAUGGUGGUCUAGGUGGCGGGCACUACACUGCAUAUGCUAAGUUGAUUGAUGAGAACAGGUGGUAUCAUUUUGAUGAUGGUCAUGUUUCUCCUGUCAACGAAUCUGACAUCAAGACUUCAGCCGCUUAUCUGUUGUUCUACAAGAGAGUGAAUGAAUCGAAGAUGGAGAUAGGGGAGUCAUCGUAUAGUCAUUCCACCUCUUAAUAGUCUAGGUGAGAACAUUCUGUAAUACCAUUGUUUUUUGGAGCUACUUCCAUUUGAGGUUAUGCUGUGCUCAACUGUGACACUACUUUUCUGAGCAAAGCUGACCUGCGGUCCCACAUUUUAUGGAAGAUAGAUGACACUAGCAUGGGGACCAAACUCACACCGAAAGGGUGGCAAGAAUUCAAGGUAGGGGCAAAUUUUGGUUCCAAUUUUUCAUUUUGAAAGAAAUUUUGGGCAUAGUACUAGCCACUAAAUUUUGUAAUAGGUGCUUAAUUUUUAUUAUGAGCAAGUGAUAGGAGCCAUCUAUUUGUAGUAGGUGCUUAAUUUGUAUUAUGAGCAAGUGAUUGCUACACUCGGCGAUUAAAAUUGGAAGAUGACUGUUCUCAAGUUUAGCCAAUACUAGUAAGUGGUAAAGAUUUUAGAAUCGAUUACCACUUUAAGUUCCAUUUUGUUCAAUUUCUUUGCCCACUUUAUCUAUCAAAAGUUAUAUCUCUACCAGCUGAAUUGACCCAACCCUAUUUAUUUUCCUUCUUUCUUUUUCUCAUCUCCUCUCAUUUCUAUGGGUUAGUUGAACAUGGUGGGAAAAAGUUUGAGGUGUUUAACUUGAUAUGGACAGAAUAAAUCUUGAAAUUACACAUGCUUCAAUUGAAUGUUGUGUGGGUGGAAAAAAUUUCUACGAAAAUACAGAAAUAUAUAAUGGUAGUUCUUAUUAAGUGAAUAAGCAUUUUUUUUAGUUUUUCUUUUUUCUCAAUUGAGUUGAUGGCAUAAAUCCCAGUAAAUUAUAGCAUAUAUACAGAGCUCAAUUUCGAACCGGAAUUAGAAGUUGAACUCGUUUAUUUACUUCGUAUAACCCAUAACAGCUAUAUGCAGUGAAAUCGAUUCUCCAUUGUCUUGAGAUAACACCUUUUGACUACUACAUAUAUCCUUUAUACAAAGCCUUUUUAACUUUUCAACCUCAAAAAUAGUAUUUACUAUAGGGCAGAACAAGGGAGUUGGUUUUCCACCGUUGAAGCAAAUGGUUGUCAACAGUUAACAGAUGAUGCUCCCGAAUUUUGCUUGCAGAAAGCUAUAAUG
Gossypium raimondii (Peruvian cotton) is the source of this 4104-nucleotide messenger RNA. Its product is annotated as ubiquitin carboxyl-terminal hydrolase 9. Bases 232 to 3030 code for a protein of 932 amino acids. Gene Ontology annotation, molecular function: cysteine-type deubiquitinase activity. Lineage: Eukaryota; Viridiplantae; Streptophyta; Magnoliopsida; Malvales; Malvaceae. The record is from RefSeq and is a predicted model, not a curated record. The transcript is spliced from 13 exons. Gene Ontology annotation, biological process: protein deubiquitination.